GUCUCCAACCCUCUCGCCACGGGAACCCCCGCCAUUUUUGGCCGCUUCUGCUCCUCCUCCUCGCCUAUAGCUGUUAGCUGUUGCCUCUGCUCUCCGGCAGUCCGGCCCGUGACGACGUCCUCUCUGUGUGUGCUGGGGAGAUUGAGAUGGGUGCUGCGGCGGUGGCCGAGGAGGCGGUGGUGAGGGCGCCGCCGACGGCGAAGAGGAGGUCGACGACGCUGCUGCAUCUGUUCCAGCGGGACAAGGUUGAUGUCGCGGCGCUGCUCCCCCCCGGGACGGCCAAGCUCCCGCCGCCGUCGCCGGAGCCCGAGGCGGAUAGCCUGAUCAGCAAGAUCGAGUCUUGCGGCCGGGUCUUCACGUUCGGUGAUGAUGCCGCCGGGGAGUGUGGGGAGGAGAGGGAGGCGAAGAGGGAGGCGCUGGCGGAGGUGCUCGCGGCGGUGAGGGCGAGCGGGAAGCAGCCGCUGGGGCUGGACCACCGGGUGAUGGUGGCGCUGGUGAAGAUGGUGGCGGCUAACCUGUUCCGGGCGAUGCCGCCGUCGGCCUACCCGUCGUCGCUGCCGCCGCUGCCCGACGUGCUGGACGACGAGGUGCCGGUGAUGGUGCUGCUCCCGUCGUGGCCGCACCUCAGCCUGGUGUACGACGUGCUCCUCGCCGCGGUCACCGCCGCCGACGCCAGGACGCUCCGGAACCACAUCGACCGGGGCUUCCUCGCCGGACUCGUCGCGCUCUUCGCCUCCGAGGACCCGCGCGAGCGCGACCGCCUCAAGACCGUCUACCACAUGCUCUACUCCAAGCUCACCGCCGAGCGCGCCUCCAUGCGCCGCUCCAUGGCCGCCACCCUGCUCCGGUUCGUCUACGAGGCGUCCCCGGCGGGCGAGCGCCACUGCGGCGUCGGCGAGCUGCUGGAGAUCUGCGGCAGCAUCAUCAACGGCUUCGCCGUGCCGCUCAAAGAGGAGCACCGCGCCUUCCUCGCCCGCGUGCUGCUGCCGCUGCACCGGACGCGGUGGGUGCACGCCUACCACCGCCAGCUCGCCUACUGCGUGCUCCAGUUCGUCCACAAGGAGCCCUCCCUCGCCGACGCCGUCGUCAGGGACAUCCUCCGCCACUGGCCGGCGACCAACUGCCAGAAGGAGGUGCUGCUCAUCGACGAGCUCGAGGAGAUCGUCGAGAUCCUCGACCAGCAGCAGUUCGACAAGCUCGCCGUGCCCGUCUGCUCCCGGAUCGCUCGCUGCGUCAGCAGCUGCAGCUCACAGGUGGCGGAGAGGGCGCUGUACGUGUGGAACAACGAGCGGUUCGUGGCGAUGGCGAGCGCGGCGGGGGCGGAGGCGAUGGAGCGGCGCAUCCUGCCGGCGUUCGUGGCGAGCAUGGAGAGCAACCUGGAGGUGCACUGGAGCAGGUGCGUGCAGCAGGUGACGGCCAGCGUCAGGGCGCUCCUGGACCGCGUGGCUCCGGGGGCGUACGACCGGUGCGCCGCGGCGCUCGCCGCGCGGCGGUCGGAGGCCGAGACGGAGGCCGCCGUGCGCCGCGCGCGGUGGCGGAGGCUGGAGCUCGCCGCCGCCGACGCCGAUGCCGGCGCCAAGAAGUAGUUUCGCAGCGGCGGCGGACGGGGCUUUCCGGCUUUUGUACAUGGAGCAGCGGUGAUCGACGGCGGCGGCGGCGUCGUCGUCUUGGUCGUGACCGUGUAACGUAACGUAACGCGUCGUGCCGUGCGCCCGUGCAUGCAUCGGCAUGACUAGAGUUUUUAUGAUUUAGCGAAGAGAAAGAGUUUGAGAUUAAAAGGAAAUUCCAAGGAGAAAUCGGCGAGUAUAUAGGAUGGUUCGUUUUCUAGAUUACGUAUCUUUUGAGUCUUACGACCUCGGUGAUGACUCAUAACUUAGGUCCUCAAACUUGAGGAUGUUUCAAGUGGCUGCAGUUUCUCUUAUCAUGUUUAGCUUUUUAAAUAGUCUGAAUUUCCACCCAAAUCAUAAGCAUCAAUAGCUAUAAAAUCCAGAUAAAUAAACUAUU
This is a messenger RNA of Oryza brachyantha (malo sina), 2004 nucleotides long. Its product is annotated as serine/threonine protein phosphatase 2A 57 kDa regulatory subunit B' alpha isoform-like. The coding region runs from base 147 to 1586 and encodes 479 amino acids. Gene Ontology annotation, molecular function: protein phosphatase regulator activity. Gene Ontology annotation, biological process: signal transduction. The record is from RefSeq and is a predicted model, not a curated record. The transcript is spliced from 2 exons. NCBI's taxonomy places the organism in Eukaryota, Viridiplantae, Streptophyta, Magnoliopsida, Poales, Poaceae. Gene Ontology annotation, cellular component: protein phosphatase type 2A complex.